Pestalotiopsis fici W106-1 is the source of this 1587-nucleotide messenger RNA. RefSeq lists its product as uncharacterized. Lineage: Eukaryota; Fungi; Ascomycota; Sordariomycetes; Amphisphaeriales; Sporocadaceae. Gene Ontology annotation, molecular function: oxidoreductase activity, acting on paired donors, with incorporation or reduction of molecular oxygen; monooxygenase activity; heme binding. The record is from RefSeq and is a predicted model, not a curated record. Bases 1 to 1587 code for a protein of 528 amino acids. The transcript has 4 exons.
AUGCUGAGCUUACAAACGGUAGCCCUUGGGGCAUUCAUCAGCUUAGGACUGGUGUAUGUGUUAACCACAUUGUCGUACCGCCAACGCUCGAGAGGAGCCAAGCCCAUUCCAGGGCCAAAAGGUCUCCCUCUUCUCGGUAAUAUCCUGGACAUACAAGGUCCGAAUCUAGUCCCUACAUUCAACAAAUGGAACAGCGAAUAUGGACCCAUUGUUGCUUUCAGCAUUUUUGGCCAGAAGCAAAUAGUUCUCGGUACCGAAAAGGCAACAAAUGAUCUUUUUGUCAAGCGAGGGAACAACUAUUCUGAGCGAGGGACACCACCGGCUGCCGCCUAUGUCUCCCGUGACUAUGUAACAGCAUUAAUGGGAAAGAAUGACGUGUGGCGUCGCCAACGUAAAGCCCUACAUAGCGUCCUUGCCAGCACGGUGGCAGUCACCUACGAACCCUUCAUCGAACUCGAGUCAGCAUACACCCUUCAGCAUCUGAUUGAGACGCCGAAAGACUUCAACAGCCAUAUUGAACGCUAUGCGUAUGGAGUCAUAUUUCGCCUCGCACUGGGUCAAAGCGUUGACAGUAUGAAUGAUAAGGAGGUGCUAGAGUCCAGCAAGUACACCGACGAUAUACUGGACACUUUCCGCCCGGAUAAAUAUUUAGGAAACCUAAUUCCGUCCCUGCUCAAGUUACCAACGUGGCUUGUUCCAUCGAAUGCAGAACUAGACAGGCUCGCAAAUGGAAUGGAGUCUCAGAUGAACUCAUUCGAAGAUAGCGUCAGAGAAGGCAUGAAAGACGGGUCGGCACCAGAUUCCUGGAUGCGACAUUUCAUAGAGAACCGCCAGAAUCUUGGGUUGGAUCGCCCGGAGGCUAAUUAUACUUUGUAUGCCUUGGUUGGUGCGGGCACCAGAUCUCCAUACAAUGCCGUGUUGAGUUUUAUUGUGGCCAUGAUGGAAUACCCGGACUGGCAGCAGAAGCUUCAGGAUGAGGUGGAUCGCGUGGUUGGGUCGGAGAGGCUUCCGGUUUUUGAAGAUCUCCCCAACCUUCCCAUUGUCCGCGCCAUUGUCAAGGAAGGUAUCAGGUGGAGAUCCAUUGUUGCAGAGAUUGGUAUACCACACAUGACUGAAGAGGAUGACUUCUACGAGGGAUACUUCAUACCAAAGGGUACUAUUCUGCACGCAAACUACAGUUCGAUUCUCAGGGAGCGCGACCUUUAUCCGGACGGUGCCGCAUUCAACCCCGACCGUUGGCUCAAUCCUGCUUUCCCAACAUAUAAAGAGCCGCUGACGGUCCAUCCCAAUCUAACCAACUUUACCUCGUUUGGUUACGGUCGUCGCGCCUGUCCAGGUACCAAUUUUACUGAGCGUUCUCUGACGGUAAUGGUGGCACGUAUUGCAUGGGGCUUCGAUAUCAAAACACCUAUCGAUCCUGUUACAAAAGAAGAGAUCAAACUGAAUAUCCAGUACGAACCGACACCAAAUCCAAAACCACUCCCUUUUCCAGCCGACAUAUCUCCAAGAAGCAAAGACAGGGCCGCUAUCAUUAUGGCAGAGGCUGAGAAAACACGGAAAUCCGAUCCUCUACGAAAGGACAUUUAG